AGCCAUAAGCAGUCGCCUCACUGAUGACGUACUUCCGAGUCGCCUGCUGAACUCCGUAGUAACACGUGUGUUACUACAGGGAGAAGAAAUUCUCUAUUUAUUCUUUAUUUUCACAUAAACGGUGUUCGUGAGUUGCGGGGCACAAUGACGAAACCAAAAUUCAAGGGGAAAUGUUCUAUAAAUCCGUCCAAUUCCAGCAGUAAUCCAGAUCGUGUUAAGGGCUCUGGAGGGAACACCAUGAGGGACCGUGCCACUAUCAAGCGUCUGAAUAUGUACAGACAGAAGCAGAGAUGUAACAGUCGAGGUAAGGUCAUCAAGCCUUUGCAGUACCAGUCCACUGUGGCACCUGGAACUGUGGCUAGAGUUGAGCCCAACAUCAAGUGGUUUGCCAAUACUCGGGUCAUCAAGCAGUCAUCACUGCAGAAGUUUCAGGAGGAGAUGGACACAGUGAAGAAAGAUCCGUACAGAGUGGUUAUGCGCCAAAGCAAGCUUCCCAUGUCCCUUCUGCAUGACCGAAUCAAAGCACAUAACUCCAAGGUACACAUUCUGGACACCGAGACUUUUGAGACCACAUUUGGACCUAAGGCUCAAAGAAAGAGGCCUAAUCUGAAAGUGGGAGAACUGAAAGAGCUGGCAGAACAGGCUGAGGCUUCGACUCAGGGUUACAGUGCAGAGAACGACCGCAACCUGGUGACUGAGGACAGUGGGGUCAGGGACGAGGUUCGUGAGGAAAUCUUCAAGAAGGGCCAGUCAAAGAGAAUCUGGGGCGAGCUUUAUAAGGUGAUCGACUCUUCAGAUGUUGUCAUCCAGGUGCUGGAUGCUCGGGACCCCAUGGGCACACGAUCCCAGAACAUUGAGACCUACCUGAAGAAAGAGAAACCCUGGAAACAUCUCAUCUUUGUGCUCAACAAGUGUGACCUUGUUCCCACUUGGGUGACUAAACGCUGGGUUGCAGUGCUGUCUCAGGAAUACCCCACGUUGGCCUUUCACGCAAGCCUUACCAACUCCUUCGGGAAAGGUUCUCUUAUUCAGCUCCUCCGUCAGUUUGGAAAGCUCCACACAGACAAGAAGCAGAUCAGUGUGGGUUUCAUUGGCUAUCCCAAUGUAGGGAAGAGCUCAGUCAUCAACACACUUCGUUCCAAAAAGGUCUGCAAUGUGGCGCCCAUUGCUGGUGAGACCAAGGUAUGGCAGUACAUCACACUAAUGAGACGCAUUUUCCUGAUUGACUGCCCUGGAGUUGUGUACCCCUCUGAGGACAGUGAGAGUGACAUUGUGCUGAAGGGAGUGGUCCAGGUGGAGAAGAUCCGUAACCCAGAGGAUCACAUCGGCGCCGUUCUGGAGAGAGCAAAAGCUGAAUACAUACAGAAAACCUAUCACAUCCCAUCCUGGAGCUCUGCUGAGGAUUUCUUGGAAAAGCUGGCCUUUCGCAUGGGAAAACUGCUCAAGGGAGGAGAACCUGAUAUGCCCACUGUCUCCAAAAUGGUGCUAAAUGACUGGCAGAGGGGACGCAUCCCCUUUUUCGUCAAACCGCCUGGACCUGAGCCAGAUGAGGAAGCAAAAGCACACCUGCCAAUGGUGGUAAGUGCAGUGGAGGCAGUUUAUGAAGACCAACCAGAGCAGCAGCACACUGAGAUGACUGAAUCCAAUGAGCUUGAUGCACCGCUGCAGCAGAGACAGAAACAAGAACAUGAGCAAAGGAUCAUUGCUGGUGUCAAGCAGAACUUCGGCAAAAUUAAUGUAGCUCCCGAAUUCAGCGAGGAAGAUCUUGUACCAGUGGAGAUACCUGAUCUGCCAGACUCCUGUGGAUCAGAUGUGGAUGACGAAGAGGCAAAUGAGGAGGAAGAGGAGGAUAUGGGUGACGGUGGAAAUGCAGAAGAGGAGAGUGGAGAAGCAGAGGAAGGAAAAGAAUUACCUGCAGCUGGCUGUUCUUACAGAGCAGCGGCCAAGACUACACGCGAGAUGAACAAAGAGUUGGACGGGAAGAUAGCCAAAUUGAAGCAUUUCCUGGACAGCGCCAAGUCCAAACGUUUCUCCACCAUUCGAAUUCCUAAGGGCCUGUCGGAGAAGGUUUUUGUUUCAGGUGAAACGAAAACAAAACAGAACAUAAAGAAGCCACAGCCGAAAGCUGCGGUACAUGUCAUGAGGAAGAGAAAGGCUCUCGACAGUGAGGAGCCAGUGCAGCAGAAUAAGCUCACAUCAAAAGAGAAAAGAAGGAUUGACCGUGCACAGAAGAUAAAGAAGGUUGGCGUCCGUUAUUAUGACACACACAAUGUUAAGAACAAAAAUAAGAACAGGAAAGCACCCACUGAAGGCAAUAAAUGCAAAAGAGCUAAGCGAUAAAGCAAUUUGCUUGGUCACAGCUGUAUUUCCAUGGACUUGUCUAGUUUGGAACAGGGGAUGUGAGAGAUGGAGAUGUAUAAAAGGAGGAUCUGGAAUUGAAUCAGAACUUCUUAAAUGCACUUUAUUCAAUGCACCAUCCUUCCACAAAACAAUGAUGUGGUUUCACUCUAAACCCCAGAACUGUAAAUGACACCCUAUUCAUUUUAAUAAUUUCCUUGUUUUAUAAUGUCCUUGUUCCACAGUUCUGAAAAUCUCCAUCACAGGAGAAGUCAUCAAUAAAGUUGACAUGGAAAAA
Molecule: messenger RNA, 2635 nt
Organism: Ictalurus furcatus (blue catfish)
Lineage: Eukaryota; Metazoa; Chordata; Actinopteri; Siluriformes; Ictaluridae
Gene: gnl2
Product: guanine nucleotide binding protein-like 2 (nucleolar)
Exons: 16
Coding region: 145-2340 (731 amino acids)
Cellular component (GO): nucleolus
Molecular function (GO): GTP binding
Source: RefSeq, a predicted model, not a curated record